Molecule: messenger RNA, 2789 nt
Organism: Megachile rotundata (alfalfa leafcutting bee)
Lineage: Eukaryota; Metazoa; Arthropoda; Insecta; Hymenoptera; Megachilidae
Product: sterol O-acyltransferase 1
Biological process (GO): cholesterol metabolic process
Cellular component (GO): endoplasmic reticulum membrane
Source: RefSeq, a predicted model, not a curated record
ACGAUGGGUCAGUAGCGGCUUGUAUCUCGUCAAGCGUCAAUCGUUACCUAGUCUGACGUUACCGAAUAUUUCAGUCACAUAUUUCAAUUGUAUCGUUACAUUUUGUGUCGAAGUUUAAUUCAUUUAUUGAUACUUUACUAACAUAUUUACUUAACUCAAAUGAAAUUGUUUUAAUUACUUUAUAUUUUUGCUUUUAGUGUACAAGUUUAAUUCCAUCGGUUUGCUAAAAUAUUUGAGUUACUUAAAUUUUAUAUUUUUCGUGUUUGAGUUUAAUUCUAUCCAUAGUUUGCUAAAAUAUUUUCUUAAGUUUUUUAAAAUUGUUUAAACUAUUUUAUAUUCUUACAUUUGGUGUCUGUAUUUAAUUCUACCCUUACUAAAAUAUUUAGCUGAAUUUUUCAAAUUUUAUUCAACUCUAUUCAAAAUAUUUGUAUUUCUACAAUUCGAGUUUGAGUUUAAUUCUACUUUGCUAAAAUAUUUUUCUGAGUUUUUCAAAUUUUAUUCAAAUCUGCCAAAAAUAUUUAAAUUUCUACAUUUUGAGUUUGAGUUUAAUUCUACCCCUACUUUGCUAAAAUAUUUCACUGAGUUUUUCAAAUUUUAUUCAAAUCUACCAAAAAUAUUUAAAUUCCUACAUUUUGAGUUUGAGUUCAAUUCAUCUAUCGAUACUUUGUUAACUAUAUUUAUAUUCGAAUCCGUAAAAUCCUUGAAUUUGUUCGAAAAGAAAAUUUGUACGAAACGUCCGAAAAGAACAGAUUGCUGAGGUUUGUUGAAUAUGAAACGAUAAAUCGAGUGGUUCGAGAAACAUGGAGAAGGAAAGCGUGAUGAGUGAGCGGGUUGGGGAAAAUUUGGAAAAGGAUGUUAAGAAUGUUGAAGACAUGGAGGCCAUAACUUGCAAAGAAAACAAAAUGCGUGAUAUAAUUUGCAGUGGAUUACAAGAACAAAUGGCGGAAAUCAGGCAAGACGUUUUGGAGCUGGUGAAUAAUCGAAUGAACGUGAUGGUGUCGGAAAUAUUGCAGAUCGUGAACAAAAUGGCGCUAACCGAGUCUAGAGACCUCGUUGAUUCAGAGACGUACAACAACAGAACGAAAUCAACAAGACAAGAUACUCUGCCCACAAAACAAUUCCUCCAGAGGAAUUCUUUGUUGACUGACCUUUACGAAAUCAAACAUAUCCGAACGAUCUACAACGUCAUCUUAUCAACUUUGAUAGUUCUGUUGAUACACACUGCCGUCUACGAUAUUAGAAACACCGGCUCACCUAACUUCGCCAUAAACACAGUGAAAGCUGGAUUCGCCAAAAUCUCCGUAGUGCUUUGUGUUUGGCUGCUCAUGAAAAGCGCAGCUUUAGCAAAUUACGUAGCUUUUUGUUACUGGGCCACCAAUCGUCUGGAACUUUUACCGAAAUCUUUUGCCAGGAAAGUUUGGGAUUACUCUUGGUUGGUGGUAUUGAUACUUUAUCAACUAUUGUAUAUUGUUCUUCCUGCGAAAGCUGUGGUCGAUCAUGACCUGCCGAUUGCUUCCAGCAUGAUCGUACUUAUGGAACAGCUCCGUUUAAUAAUGAAGACUCAUGCGUUCAUAAGAAGCGUGGCACCAAGAUUUUUGUCGUAUAAACCACACUCGGAAGCACCGGUACCUAAACCGCCCGACUUUUCAAAAUACCUUUACUUCAUGUUUGCACCUACUUUAAUUUACCAAGACAGCUAUCCCAGGUCUAAAAGAAUUCGAUGGAACGUGGUGCUCGCCAACUUUGCCGAAGUGGUAACAAUCGUUUUCUUCGUGGGAUUCAUAUACGAGCGUUUGCUGUACCCGAUUUACCGAGAUUUCGGAAAGGAACCAAUAGAGCUAGGAAUGUUAAUUCUGAACAUCCUCAGCUCAAUGUUGCCUGGUAUUCUUAUGUUCGUUUGCGGAUUUUAUUGUCUUCUGCAUUGCUGGAUGAACGCUUUUGCCGAACUACUGCGAUUUGCGGACAAGAUGUUCUACAAAGAUUGGUGGACGUCGAUCAGCUACAGCACCUACUACCGCACCUGGAACAUCGUGGUCCACGACUGGCUGUACACCUACAUCUACAAGGACAUGUACGAGAUCAUAACACCGGGAAACCGGAAGUUGGCAGUUUGCACGGUGUUCGCCAUCUCCGCGAUCUUCCACGAGUACAUCCUCUGCCUCUCCGUGCGGUUCUUUUACCCUAUAAUGUUGGUACUCUUCGGCGUUGUCGGAUUUACAGUGGUGUUCGUGCUAAAAAGAGCCGGAAACGUGUUCCUCUGGUUCAGUUUGAGCUGCGGCAGCGGAACGUUGGUCAGCUUGUACUGCAUUGAGUACUUCGCCAGAAUCAAUUGCCCACCUUACCGGGAAGAUUUCAUGGAUUAUGUGAUACCUAGAACCUUGACGUGUAUCUUUCAUCGGGAAGUGGUUUAAGGAAAGCCGCUUCCGGCAGUUUUUGAGAAACGCUGGAGUAUUUGAAUUCUUAUUGAGAUGAUUAGAACUGCAUGCUUAAUUUGAAAUUAAGAUGGAAAAUAAAGGAACUUGAUAGAAGGCAGAUUUCAAAGAACCUUAACAAGAGUUAAGGUUCUUGUUAAGGCUAGCGGCCAUUUUGAUCGCUUCAGUGCAGAUUUUUAAGUUCUUAUACAAGUACUUUUGUUGAGGCUAUUGAAAUAAAAUUGCAUUAAGUUAACGUUUAGUUUUUGUAUAGAAAAUCUUGGUUGAUGGAAGAUUUAUGGCAGAAAAAAAUUAAUUGAUAUUAUAUUUGUUUCUGUAAUUGGAAAUUUGUUUAAUAGUGAUGUACAUUUUUUUGGG